UGUCAGUGUCUGGCUUGAUAACAGUAGGUUUAGAUGGUUGUUAAUAACUGGGGCUCCCCGGGAUUGUUCACAACAACAGAGGAAGGCGCACCAGCUCUGACCAAAUAAAGCGCAGUCGCGAUUUUUUAGAUCCUGAUUCGGAACCACACAAACGGAAACUAACGUUAACGCGUUCUUGUGCGACAGGGCUUCGUUGUUCUACGGAAAGCUAUUGUUUGUUACCGAGCUAGCUUUGUCCUUCUUCGCAGUCACAGCUGUGGUUGGUUGUGUUGCUGAUAUAUUUAUACAAAUCGUUGUGGAAUAUGGCUCAGCAUGGUCAUCAUGUAGCCAGUUCCCAAAAAGCACUAAUGCUGGAGAUGAAAAGUCUCCAAGAUGAGCCGGUCGAAGGGUUCAAAAUAACUUUGGUGGAUGAGUCGGACAUGUACAACUGGGAAGUAGCGAUAUUCGGACCCCCAAAUACACACUACGAGGGUGGUUAUUUUAAGGCUCGGAUCAAGUUCCCCGUCGACUACCCAUACUCCCCACCUGCUUUCCGCUUCCUUACCAAAAUGUGGCACCCCAACAUUUACGAGAACGGGGAUGUUUGUAUCUCUAUCCUGCACCCACCAGUGGAUGACCCACAGAGCGGUGAGCUGCCGUCAGAAAGGUGGAACCCCACACAGAACGUCAGGACCAUCCUGCUCAGCGUGAUCUCUCUGCUGAACGAGCCCAACACCUUCUCCCCGGCCAACGUGGACGCGUCCGUCAUGUACCGCAAGUGGAGGGACAGCAAGGGCAAGGACAGAGAAUACAUCGAGAUCAUCAGGAAGCAGGUGCUGGCUACCAAAGCUGACGCAGAGCGGGACGGCGUCAAGGUUCCUGUCACAUUGGACGAGUACUGUGUCCGCACCCAAGUCCCGCCCACAGACGACGGCUCCAACCUCUUAUAUGACGACUACUACGACGACGAGGAGCUGGAGGAUGACGACGAGGACGACAACGAGGACUGUUGCUAUGAUGAGGAUGACUCGGGCACGGAGGACUCCUGACCUCGCCCCCAACACCCCCACACCCCUAUCCCACCCCACCCCACCCCACCCCUCCCCUCACCCCUGACCAGUCCCUGUCCCUCUCAGCCCCGAGCACAUACACACACACACCUCCCUCUUCUGUCGUGGACUGAACUUUAAUUUCCUGCUCCCUCUUCUUCCUCCCCUCAGACUCCCCUCAUCAUCCUCACUUAGCACAGCCCCCCACCCCUCCUCUGUCCACCUCCUGUCACAUGUGCAGUCACCGUAUGCACACUAAAACCUGAUGCAUUGAAGAAAAGAAAGCUACAGAGUUGUUUUUGUUGGUUUCUUUCUUGUUUUCUUUUGUUCUUUCAUUCAAGUAGAGCUUACACACACACACGAUACACACACAGCAGGAAAACGUCUAGUAACAAGCGCUUCCUCGUCUGCUUCUGCUUGUCUGCACUGGUAACUUGUUUAAAUUCCCACAAAAGUGGUUUUAGCUCCAAGACUUAUUUCCUCCUCUGGCUUUGAGAGGAACAAAGCCAAGUUGUUGUUUUUCAUUUUUUUGUCUUUUUUUUUUUUUUUUUUCUUUUCUUUUUUAAAUUUGACCAGUGGUCACGUCUUUUCUUGACAUCAUCAGCAUCAGGGAGGAAUGUAACGUCACAGGUCAGAUCAGAGUAAAACAAGCGGAGAGCAUUUGCAAAGGAAGCUAAUUUUGAAAAAAAAAAAAAAAAAAAAUUACACAGCGUGUGUGUAUUUGUGUGUGGUUUUUUUUUUUUUUUUUUUUUUUUUUUUUUUUUUUUUUGUGGAAAAGCUGAGUCACGUCCGCCUCUGAGCCACCUGUGUGACCUCCAGUUUUCCAGGCUGGUCGAAGCCCUUCCAUGCUUCACCUCUGACAUUUUUUUUUUUUAAUAGCCCCAGGGCUUGUGCUGCUCCGAACAGGGAAGCUGUUCACACUCCCUUGUUGUGCCUUCCCUCGCUACCCCGAUACCACAGAUCUGAAUGACUCAUGGGACAGACCGUUCAAAGCAAAAAAAAAAAAAAAAAAAAAAACCUACCCAGCAGCCAGACAAACAAAGGUGGCAGAGGGAGAUGUUCAGGCUCACAAGGUCUCAGGUGGGAAUAAUUGUGCAAACAGCGCCCUCCUGACAGAACAAGUUAUUUAUAGCAGCACCUGUCAGAUUUGUCCGGGUUGUGAGUGAGAGAGGUAAGAUCCAACAGCUGAACUAAAAGAGUGGAAUGUAGAUCAGGAUCCCGCAGACGUCCUCUACCAACUGCCACACAGCCUUCAUCACACAAGCACGUGCUACCAGUGGCCUGGAUGCCUGGAUGCAUUAAGAAGCUAGCCAAGCCUGCUGCUGCUCAUGAAAUCCAAUGUACUGUAUUUAAGAAAACAAAACCUAUGCAGUCAGUGCUUGAACUCCCUUUUAUGCAGUGCUUUAAACGUGGCAGUGAAGCUGAGCCUUUCAACACUCUGACCUGAACUCCAGCUUGAGUUUUACAAGCCAGCUACGUACCCUGUUAGGACUUUGGACUGACGGUGUCUUCGGUUUAGAGAUGGACGUGUGUGUAGUUGCAUCCGUUUUCAGUGUUUGUCAGUGGGUUUGUUAAUCUAAACCAGAGUAGCACAAGUCUCCAGAGCAGCAGAACCAAGAGUGAGAUUGUGCACUGGCCUUCACAGAGCACACCCCCCCUAGUGGUGGCUGUGUGUACAGGUGGUGUUUUUGUUUUUGGGUUGUUUUUUUUUUUUUUCUUUCCUCCCCCUGCUCGGAAAUGUUCAACUGUGCCCCAGCCAUCUUGACUCACCUGAAUCAAUGACCCCCGUUACCUCACAAGGAGAUCAGGUAGCAGUGCGAGUGAUUCAGGAGAAUGAAAAUGGCCUGAUGUUUUUUUUUUUUCUUUCUUUCUUUUUUUUCAGUCAGCGAUUUCUUCGCUUCAAAGACACAUUACCACCAUUCAGCAGUAUUUCCGAUGAAACUCUCAACAUUGCUGUAACCAUGUUUCCGUUGUGUGUGCGUGUGUGUGUCUGUGUGUCUGUGUCUGUGUGUGAAUCGUUUAUGAGACGUGCCGAGAAGUUGCAGAGAAGAAGAAGAAGCGCCGAAAUGGGAAAGGCGUUGGGAUGAGGGUUGAUCUUUUGAGCAUGAACAGGAGAAUGUGGUUCUUCACUAGCAUGCUGUUAAUGACGUGUUUGUGGUUUUAGAUCUGCUAUAAGGGUCGGGGAUUGUGUCCAGGGACUGAGGUUCUCAAUUUUUUUAAAAAUCUAAAACUGUUGCAUUGUGAAUGGGCUGAGGGUCGUCCAUUUUUUGGAUUUUUUUUUUGUUUACUGUUUUUGAUGUAAUCUUUAUUUCCAAAUUGUGGUGUGAGCUGCAAUGCUUUCUGUCUUAUAUGUAUUAAAGUGCUAAGAAUAUUGACCUGAUUGUUAAAAACCCAGGAUUGUUCACGGACGAGCGGAUAAAUGUACCAACCGAUCUCACACACACACACACACACACACACACAAAAAGAAAAUCAAACAGAAGUCACACAGAACCAAAUUGACACAGCACACCACACAAAUUCUUACAGCCUUUUUCUUAGCCCUGAAUGCUCAGAAAUGAGUCACUAAUACUCAGUAAUUGACUGAUGUCCGUUACACAGCCUAUGAAUGAUUCUCCCCCCUCAGUUUUGAUGUUUUAAGGGUGAAUGGGAUUUCAUUUUUUCUUCUUUUUUUUUUUUUUGUAAAACCACUGUUAUUUUUAUCGUCUUUUCCUCCCACUUCCCACUCGCCCCCUCGUUCUCUUAGCUCUGAUUGGUGGCAGCAGCAUCACUGAGGGAAAAAUAAAAACCCAGCAGUUAAUUACAAAAAACAACAAAAACCUCAGGAAAAUAAAAAAAAAAACAACAACAACAACCAACCAACAAACAAACAAAUCCUUUUCCAGCUGAGUGAACCUGACCCCGGGGAGUCUCACUUUUUGGCUUCAAAGGACUGUUUACAAUCCCUUGAUAUGCACAUGUGGAUAUUUUGACGAUCACUUGAUGUUUUUUUUUUUUCUUGUUUAUAUUUUCUUUUUUUCUUAUGGUUUGUAAAUCUAUUUAAAAUCUGAAAUAAAGAUCUUUAUUAGA
Lates calcarifer (barramundi perch) is the source of this 4097-nucleotide messenger RNA. It is a transcript of the gene cdc34a, whose product is annotated as cell division cycle 34 homolog (S. cerevisiae) a. Gene Ontology annotation, molecular function: ubiquitin conjugating enzyme activity. Gene Ontology annotation, biological process: ubiquitin-dependent protein catabolic process; protein polyubiquitination. The record is from RefSeq and is a predicted model, not a curated record. Bases 303 to 1028 code for a protein of 241 amino acids. Lineage: Eukaryota; Metazoa; Chordata; Actinopteri; Centropomidae. The transcript has 5 exons.